Molecule: messenger RNA, 794 nt
Organism: Eruca vesicaria subsp. sativa (arugula)
Lineage: Eukaryota; Viridiplantae; Streptophyta; Magnoliopsida; Brassicales; Brassicaceae
Source: the annotation of a GenBank genome assembly
UAAACACUUGUUUACUUGAACUCUCUUACUCUGAAACUUUCUUUCUCUCUCUCUCAAAAUGAAGCUUUCUAUGCGUUUGAUCUCAGCUACUCUCCUCUUGUUCAUGAUAUUCGUUGCCACAGGGAUGGGUCCAGUGACAGUUGAGGCACGGACAUGUGAGUCUAAGAGCCAUAGGUUCAAGGGUACAUGUGUGAGCUCAACAAACUGCGGAAACGUGUGCCACAAUGAAGGUUUUGGCGGAGGUAAAUGCCGUGGUUUCCGUCGUCGUUGCUAUUGCACCAGACAUUGCUGAUCUACCUAUCGAUUCUCAUAACCAAGAAUCAACCAUCCAUCGUCUCGUGUUGUUUCUUUCUAUCUAAUCUUCCGAACAUCACCAUGUCGUACCGUACAUGUGUGUGUGUAAUGUAUUUUCAAAUAAGUCUUUGGUUUGUGUGUUUCGUUCUAUAACGUAUGUGUGUUUGUAAUGUUAUAUCAACUUAUGGUUUUCUUUUUUUUUCAAAAGAAAAACUUAUGGUUUUCUUUAGCAAGAAGCCUCUACAGAGCUAUUUAAUUACGUAGAGGUUAUUAAGAGUUAGGUGAACGGCAAAUCUGAAAUAGUUGUAGGUCGAUCAAAAAGAAUCAUACGUUUAUACGUCUUGCCGUCUUGGUACUAUUAAUUUAAAUAAUACUACUUGUGAAGUAAUCGUAGUGUAGUUAGUAACACACGUAGCGCUUAGCUACAACGCGUGUCCUUUGUGUUAUACGAGAGCUCUACACAUGUACAGAUGUACUACUGCUUUUUCAAAGCCAUCUAA